AUGGCAUUUAGCCAAACGAUCGUGAAGCUUCUUUCCGUUGCCCUUGUUUCCUUCGCUCUUGCUCAUGCCUCUGCGGUCCCAAGAACCGAUGUUCUUGAUAAGCGUGGCGGGGCCAAGGUCCAAGCAGCGUAUUUCACGAACUGGGGAAUAUAUGGAGCAAACUUCCAGCCUACCGAUAUCAACGUCGAACCGUUGACGCAUAUUCUCUACUCGUUUGCCGAUGUCCAGCAGGACGGCACGAUUGUCUUGACUGACUCUUACGCAGACGAACAGAAACACUUUCCAGGUGACUCGUGGGAUGACACGGGAAACAACCUUUAUGGGUGCCUCAAGCAGCUUUACUUGCUAAAGCUUGCGAAUCGGAACUUGAAAGUACUUCUUUCUAUCGGCGGCUGGACGUACUCUCAAAAUGGUCAUUUCAACUUCGUGACGGAUGCGUCAAAGAGGACGACAUUCGUCAAUUCCGCUGUGCAACUUGUCAAGGAUUAUGGCUUUGACGGAAUUGACCUUGAUUACGAGUAUCCUGCAAAUUCAGACCAGGGACAAGGCUUCGCGGACUUGCUUACUUCAAUUCGCUCUGCCUUCGACGAUCUCGCUUCGUUAAACGGAGACAAUGCCCCAUACCAGCUGACUGCGGCUGUCCCAGCAGGCGCAGCGAACUACGGCUUCCUCAAUGUAGCUCAAAUGGACAAGGCUCUAUCACACUGGAACCUGAUGGCGUACGAUUACGCAGGAUCAUGGCUUAACUUUACCGAUAACCAAGCCAACGUGUACGGUGGCGCUCGCACAGGCGUCAGCACUGACAAAGCUAUCUCGUUUUACCUUUCGAAUGGCGCUACAGCGGGAAAGAUCAACAUGGGUAUUCCACUCUACGGUCGUGCAUUUGAGGAUACGGAUGGAAUUGGCCAAUCGUUCAACGGUAUUGGUCCUGGUACCACCGAGGCCGGUAUUUACUCGUACAAAGCUCUUCCGAUGACUGGUGCCCAGGUUUUCGAGAACAUGACGGAUGUAACAAGUUACUCGUACGAUUCGUCGAAGAAGGAACUCGUUUCCUAUGACACGCCCCAUAUCGCAUCCGUCAAGGCGCAGUAUGUAGUCUCUAAGGGUCUAGGAGGACAGAUGUUCUGGGAUCUCUCGACGGACAAGACUGGAACCCCAGAUUCACUUGUCAGCACCACAGCCAAUGUCUUCGGCGCGCUUGACCAGACGCAGAACCACAUUCAUUACCCAGACAGUAAAUGGGACAACAUUCGUAGCAACAUGGGCCAGAACUCUGGAUCCUCGACCAGUUCUUCCCCGUCCAGCACGAAGUCUUCAGCAUCAUCCAGCACGACGUCUUCGACACCAUCCGGCACCACAUCUUCUUCCUCUUCCACACCGACGUCUGGUGCUUGUUCCGGAGUUGCUGCAUGGAACUCAGCUACCGCAUACAAUGGAGGCGCCGAAGUCAGCUACAGCGGACACCUUUGGACUGCCAAGUGGUGGACGCAGAAUGACACUCCUGGGGGCGCUGCCGGUGUCUGGACAGACAACGGCGCGUGCUCAUAA
Messenger RNA from Fomitiporia mediterranea MF3/22, 1548 nucleotides. Its product is annotated as glycoside hydrolase family 18 and carbohydrate-binding module family 5 protein. Gene Ontology annotation, cellular component: extracellular region. The record is from RefSeq and is a predicted model, not a curated record. The transcript is spliced from 16 exons. The coding region runs from base 1 to 1548 and encodes 515 amino acids. Gene Ontology annotation, biological process: chitin catabolic process; carbohydrate metabolic process. Gene Ontology annotation, molecular function: carbohydrate binding; chitinase activity; chitin binding. Lineage: Eukaryota; Fungi; Basidiomycota; Agaricomycetes; Hymenochaetales; Hymenochaetaceae.